ACAAAUUAUGGUACUUCGUAGCAAUUACUAACUCUGUUUACAAAUCGUCCGACUAAUCGCGAUUAGUUGGGCUGGUCGCCUGUAAGCGGCCGACCAGGGGGACGACGCGAUCAGAUUUCCUGGUCGUCCUAAUCGUCGCUUAAUCGUCCAAAGCGACCGAUUAGUCGUCCGAUUAGAUAGAUUCUGGUCGACCAGUGCGCGCGGGCUAAAUGUGGUUGUGCUAUUGGGCUUCAACGUUUUUUUGGCCCAGUAGCCGCAUACAUCUGUUGGCGCCCCUAAACCCUAAAUCCUCCCUGUGCCUGCGCCCCUCUCAAGUUUUUGUCCUCUGCCGGCGGCUGCUGCUCUAGCCUCCAGGUCUCUCCAGUCUCCACCAUCCACCAUCGCCGGCGGCUGCCCCUCUCAAGGUUGUCCCUGCCCCCUGCUCAUCUACAAGGCACAAGAUGAGCUCGUCAUCCGAAGGUCAUCCCUGCUCCCCUCCUUCCCCCUUGUCUGCACUCUGCAGUUUUGCAUUCUGCGCAGCACGGCAGCACGACAGUUUUGCCAAGAAUCUACAUUCUGCGCAGUCUGCCCUGGCCCUACUCAUCUAGUGUUCUAUACCUCUAUGUUCUACUGCCUUACUUCAAUAGUACUUAGCUUCAUCUCUGCCAACCAGUUUCCAUCAGCCCAACAGUAGCAUAUCUAGUGCCUAGUAUUGACUUGACCUCUAUCUGUUGACAUGUUCAGAGUUUCAUGCUGCCGGUGGACGAAGAGGUGCUGAUGUUGAGGUAUUAUUCCCCGGGUCCAAUGUGGUUGGCAGUGGCAGUGCAACUGCAAGUGAUUCUGUUCCUCCCGUGACCUCAAAUGUUGAUAGCACAGGCCCGCGUCGGCAUUAUCAGCUGCUGCAGACUCAAAAAGCCUUGCUGAAAAGGCUAUUGCAGCACUCCCUCCUGAGCUUAGUGCACAAGCAACUGACCCAAAAAGAAAGGCAAGGUCACAGGACCCAGGAUGGAAGUUUGAGUGGUGGCCAGACACAACAAAGAAGGAUUUUGUUCAGUGUAUUUUCUGUUCGAAGAUUGUUCCUUCCGGAAUCAAAAGGUUCAAGCAGCAUCUUGCCGGUGGGUUUGGUGACACCAUGAAGUGUGCUAGAGUACCAGAAUUGGUUUCAAAGGAAAUGCACAUGUAUCUAAAAAGGAACAUGAGACUUGUGAUUACUGCUAAUACUGAAGAAGGUGAAGAGGGAGAAGAGCGGAAUGAUGAAGGUCCUGAACCAAGUUCUGGGACAAAAAACAAGCAAACAAAAAAGAAAAUUGCCCAAGCUGCCAUGUCCUCAUUUCUUGUAUCUGCUCCUCCAAAACCAAGUACCCAGAAGGCAAGCAAAUCAGUGAGUGUCAUGCUCUGCAAGACUCCAGAAGUAGUUGCAGAGAGGCAUAAAAACAAAACUUCUCAGUCCACCCUUGAGCACUGCACAAAGAAAGGGACACAAGCACAGCAAAUUGUUGACGACCAUGUAGCUGAUUUUCUGUAUGAGAACAAGAUUCCAUUGAAUGUCGUAAACUCAAGAAGUUGGAAGAUUAUGUUGGAGUCUAUUGGUCAGUACGGUCCUGGAUAUCAUGGCCCAUCGUAUCAUGAGGCUAGAGUACCUUGGCUUGAAAGGGCAGUGAAGAGAACAUCGACAUUGAGAGAUAAGCACGAAGAGGCUUGGAAGGAAUAUGGUUGCUCAAUUAUGUCAGAUGGGUGGACCGACACAAGACAACAUCAUUUGAUCAACUUCCUUGCCAACAGUCCAGCAGGGACAUACUUCCUAGGUUCUGUUGAUGCAUCAAGUGAGGUAGCAAAUGCCAAUAUGUUGGCAGAUCUGUUGGAGAAGCAAAUAAUGAAGGUGGGCAAAGAACAUGUUGUCCAGGUGGUAACUGACAAUGGAGCCAAUUUCAAAGCAGCAGGGCGGAUCCUAAUGGACAGAAUUCCCCAUCUGUUUUGGACUCCUUGUGCAGCACAUUGUUUGGAUCUAUUGUUGGAGGAUAUUGGCAAGAUCAAGGAGUUCAACACUUGCAUCAAUAUGGCAAAGAAGGUUUCGAGGUUCCUAUACAAGCAUGGGCGACUUCACAGCCUAAUGAGAGAAAAGCUAGGCGGGGACCUUGUUAGGCCGGGUGUCACUAGAUUUGCAACAUCAUUCUUGACUUUGGCAAGCAUGUACAAGCAUAAGAAUAGAUUACAGGGCUUGUUUGUUAGUGAUGAAUGGAAUGGCUCUAAGUUUUCCCUACUUCAGGAAGGUGUACAAGCUGAAAAUAUUGUCCUUUCUGUAUCAUUUUGGCAAACUCUUGAAAAUUGUCUACGGGCUUCACAACCUCUUCUCAUUGCUUUAAGGAUUGCUAACGGUGAUGAGACGCCAGCAGCUCCAGAGAUAAUGGCAGCUAUGGACAAAGCAAAAGCCACCAUACAAGAGUCACUGAAAGAGAAGCCAAGAUUACUAGCUGAAGUCAUCUCAUGCUUUGAGAAGAGGUGGGAAACUCAGAUGGAGCAGAAACUAUAUGGGGCAGCCCUUUAUUUGAAUCCAGGUAAAUUCUUUACCUUGAGGGAGAAAGACAGAAGGCAAGCUGCAAGACUUAGAGCUAUGUUCAAUGAUGUUUUGUGGAAGAUGGUCGGUGAUGAGGAUGAGCAAACAAAGAUUAGUAAACAGGCAGAUGACUACGAAAGAUCUGAAGGGGAAUGCUUUUCAAAGGCAGGAGCAAUAAGAGAAAGAGAGAAAAAAGUCCUAGUAAGUAACUGAUUUUUGCAGUUAUAAGCUUAUAGCAUUUUUUAAUUUGUUUCCCUGUUUGGAAGUCUAAAACUGACCUAAAAAUUGUUGUGUAACAGUCCUAUGGUGGGGUGCAUAUGGAGGACUGGCAUAUGAACUACAAAGCCUAGCAAAAAGGGUUAUAAGCCUCUGUUGUGCAGCUUCUGGUUGUGAGAGAAAUUGGUCAGACUUUGCAGCAGUCCAUACAAAAAAGAGGAACCGACUAGAACACCAGAGGCUUAAUAAAUUGGUCUAUGUCAGUUACAACAGAAAUAUGGAAAAUAGGUUUCGAACAAUAAGGGAGAUGGGAUCCAAGGGAAAAAAAGCAACCCACUGGUGCUUGAAGAGUUUAUGUGGGAAAAUGAAUGGGUUGAAGAAAAUAAUGAAGCUGAUGGUGAUAGCAGCAUAUGACAUGCUGUGGAUGAGGCAUUAGGGGCAACUCAUGCUCUCCAAGGCAGAAAUUUGCCAACAUUAGCUGUUGCAGGUGCUGCUUCAAGUUCUCGGCCUCAACAAACCUAUGUUAGGACAAGGAAGCGUUCAAGAAAUGCAGCAGCACAAGAUAUUGGAGAAGAUGAUAGUGAUGCUCAAGAAGAUGGUAAUGCUACAGCAGAUGCAGAAGAACAACAAGAACAACCACUAGAAGCAACUAGAGAUAUGGACCAAGAUGAAUCUGAAUCUGGAGGAGGGAAAGCUGCUGCUAAUGCUUUUUGCUUGGAUGCUGAUCUGCUCUAGGUAGCAGACUAGCAGGUACUCUAUAUGGUUUCACACUUUCACUUAUGUUGCAUUCCUUCCAAUUGAAAGCUGCUACUGUUAUAUUUCAGUAAUUCAGUUCCAAACUUCCAAUUUCAUUUCAGUUCUAUAUGGCUUAUAUGCCUAGAAAUACAUAUAUACAUAUAUAUAUGGCUUAUAUGCCUAGGAAUAUACAUAGGACGACUAGGAACCACCAGAGGCCGACCAGAACCGAUUAGUCGUCCGAUUAGUCGCCCUAAUCGCGAUUAGGCGCCUGGUCGGUCCUGUCGGUCGACUAGCUGGUCGCCCGACUUGAAAUCAGUGAUUACUAACGUUUAAAACCAACAAAUAACAUUUUCUUUUAUUGUUAGCGUGACAAAUCUAUAAGUGCAAUCAACCCUAA
Zea mays is the source of this 3884-nucleotide messenger RNA. RefSeq lists its product as uncharacterized. The record is from RefSeq and is a predicted model, not a curated record. Bases 1112 to 2746 code for a protein of 544 amino acids. The transcript has 2 exons. Lineage: Eukaryota; Viridiplantae; Streptophyta; Magnoliopsida; Poales; Poaceae.